AUGGGCCUCGACGAUUUUGAAAAGGAACUAGCAGCCAACAAGACCAACGAGUCUGAAAGCAGGCGACACAGCAGCAGAGACGACGACCGACGGCGUCACAGCCAUCACCAUCGCUCGUCGCGCCAUCAUGACUCGGACUCCAGACACAAGCGCCGUCAUCACCGCGACAGAGACGAUCAAGACGGCCGAAGAGACCGACACUCCAAGCGCAGGCGCAACGACGCCCUCGAUGCACAAAUGGAAGCUGCUGCCAGCACGAACCUCAAGCGCGACACUUGGAUGGAAGCUCCCUCGUCACUCAACGUCGACUACGUCCAGCGACAGCGUCCCAAAUCUCCACCCUCGCAGUUCGUCUCUGCCAAAGACCAACUUGACCGCAAAAUACAUCGCCAGGACUUGGAACAACUCGCAAGAGACCUAGAGGAAGACGAUGAAGAGGUACAAGAUGCUCCACUUGUAGACGAUGAACCCAUUCAUCACGACGUAACAUACACUUUUGGCGACCAAGGUUCUCAAUGGCGUAUGACCAAGCUGAAUGCUGUCUAUCGUCAAGCCAAAGAGUCAGGUCGGCCCGAAGACGAAGUUGCUGUCCAACGCUUUGGCUCUUUGAGGGACUUUGAUGACGCCCGUGAAGAAGAACGUGAGUUGGACCGCCGCCAAAUGUACGGACAGGACUAUGUUGGUCUCGAAAAGCCCAGUGGUGAGUUGUAUGCCGAGCGCAAACAAAAGGCUGGUCUGCACCGCCAAUCACCAGAGCCUGCUGCCAACCUUCCCGUGCCUAAACCUGCAAAUCAGAAUCAAGGCCAAGUUAUGGACGAAGCUCCCCCUCCGACCACAACCGUGGCCCUGGAUCAGACCGCUCUGAAUAAACUCAAAGCGCAAUUGAUGAAGGCCAAGUUGCGUAAAGCACCUAAUGUGGAUGCUCUGGAGGCCGAGUAUGAAGCUGCUGCUACUGCUUCUGCUGCCAACAACAAACAAUCAGAUGUAGUCGUCCUGAGCGCUGUCGAGAACCGUAUGCUUGCUGGUGGCCGCGGAGGUGAAGUAAAGCAUAUCGAGAACAAGCGUGGCCGCGAACGUGGUCACGUCGAGGAGAAUGAGGACAUGAGCAUUGAAGAUAUGGUCCGUCAAGAAAGACGCACCCGCGGUAUGGCUGGUGGUGAGGGCAAAGCCUUCGCGGAGCGUAUCGCGAAAGAUGCAAAGUUUACUGACGAUCUCGAUUACAUGGACGAGAAUGCCGGCAAGCUGGCCAAGCGAGUUGGCAAGUCUGAGAUCAAUCUACGCAAUACGGCCAUUGGGGACUUCCAGAAGAUGCAAAAGAUCCUCGACUCAUGCCCAUUGUGCCACCAUGAAGAUACGAAUACGCCUCCAGCAGCACCUAUACUCUCACUAGCAACGAGAGUUUACAUGACUUUGCAAACAGAGCCCGAGCUCGCGACUGGCGGCGCCGUUAUUGUGCCCAUCCAACAUCGUCUCAAUCUACUAGAGUGCGAUGACGACGAAUGGGAGGAGAUUCGAAACUUCAUGAAGAGCUUGACUCGCAUGUAUUACGAACGCGAAAAGGGCGUCAUUUUCUAUGAAAAUGCAGCUCACAUGCACAGCCGACGUGGCCACGCAGCGCUCUUCGCAGUGCCAGUACCUCUGCAUCUCGCUGACAACGCGCCUGCUUUCUUCAAGGAGGCUAUCCUCAGCGCCGAUGAAGAAUGGAGUCAGCACAAGAAACUCAUCGAUACUCUUGCGAAUUCGCAACGUGCAGGAUAUGGUAAACAAGCAUUCAGAAAAAGUCUAGUCAAGGAGAUGCCAUACUUCCACGUGUGGUUCAACUUGGAUGGAGGGCUAGGUCAUGUAAUCGAAGACGAGCGCAGGUGGCCCAAAGGCGAUCUUUUUGCAAGAGAGGUCAUCGGAGGUAUGCUGAGAAAAGGACCAGAGAUUAUCAAGAAGCAGGGAAGGUGGAUCAGACAAGAUCCUAGAGUCGAAAGCUUCCGGAAACGCUGGGAGAAGUUCGAUUGGACGAGCGUCCUAAUGGGUUAA
Molecule: messenger RNA, 2028 nt
Organism: Aureobasidium namibiae CBS 147.97
Lineage: Eukaryota; Fungi; Ascomycota; Dothideomycetes; Dothideales; Saccotheciaceae
Exons: 2
Coding region: 1-2028 (675 amino acids)
Biological process (GO): mRNA splicing, via spliceosome
Cellular component (GO): post-mRNA release spliceosomal complex
Source: RefSeq, a predicted model, not a curated record